AGUUUGCUUGCCACUACGAAUUGUAAUGCAUUAUUUUAAACACAAUACGAUGAAUAAACUAGUAUUGUUCAUACUUUUUUUAAGUAUUUUAGAAAUCGUUAUAAGUGGCGAAAAGAAUGAACAGAAACAGACCUCUAGAAAGAAAUUUGCAGCAAAUGAUCGCAAAAAAAUGCAUUAUGAUCUAAAAUGCUGGCCUCAGAGAUGUAACGUAAUUUGUCCUAUAUACAUACAACAGAUGCCUCAAGAUAUAGGUCCAGUAUUGCCCAGUGAAGUACUUUCUCCUUCUGCUACGCCUCUUUCAACAACUCAUAUACCAGUAUCGGUAAAUCCCCCUACCAACAACAAAACCAACACACAAUUUAUCCCGCAAUUAAUAAACAACGUAACCAACUUACAACAAAAAGUCAAUGGUAAAAGCAAGAACCUAUUAGUCCCCAAUAAGCAUCUAACCCCUAAUUCGAAAAGCAAGCGAAGAAACAUAAUUGUCAAGCAAUUCAUACAGACCAAAAACAGCACUAAGGCCAUCAAGUACCGGCAGCAAUUCGCUCCUUUUGGGUGUUACGUGCAAUGCGAGCCCCUGCAAAUGGGCCAGCCGAGUCCACCUCUAGGAGUCCCAGGUCAGGUUCCAACGCCCGAAACUCCUGUCAAUGGUGAUGGGCAAAACGGAGUUGAAGGAGAGGAGGGCCAGGAAGAAGAAGGGGAAACUGAUGAGCCCUAUCAUGAGGGUGAAGACAGGCCGAUAGAGGCGACGGCUUCGCCGCCAGAUCGUACCAAAGUAUUGGUAUAUAAUUUCGAUGACGAGCCCUACGACAUCAACGGCAUGUCUGUUGAGGAUAAACAUAAGAAAAAACGGUCCAAAAAAAGGUCCAAACGCCCCUAUAAAUCGGUUAUGCGUCAUAUUUUUCAUCGUGAAUUGUCCUAUGGAAACUAAUAAAUAAAUUACAUAUUCAUAUUAAGCAUUUUUUUGUC
This is a messenger RNA of Phyllotreta striolata, 969 nucleotides long. Lineage: Eukaryota; Metazoa; Arthropoda; Insecta; Coleoptera; Chrysomelidae. The record is from the annotation of a GenBank genome assembly.